Messenger RNA from Gongylonema pulchrum, 369 nucleotides. The record is from the annotation of a GenBank genome assembly. NCBI's taxonomy places the organism in Eukaryota, Metazoa, Nematoda, Chromadorea, Rhabditida, Gongylonematidae.
AUGGAUAAUCCGGGUUCUCGUCCUGCAAAGGAAAUUUUUGGCGUGGAACUGGGCGAGUAUGAUGGACCGAGAUUUGCCGACAAGUCAUUCCUCGCUGCCAUGUCUGCCCGAAGAAUUUUCCAGGAGCUCGAGCAGUUGAAGAAAGAACCAGUUCCGUGUUGUUUGGCCUCACCAGCUGGUGAUGACAUCACUAGGUGGAUCAUUGUGAUUACAGGGCCUAAAGAUUCAGUAUACGCUGACGGAACGUUUUUCGUCGAAAUGGAGUUUCCCAGGAUGUACCCGUACUCGUGCCCCAGAGUAUGUUUUUUCUUCCAGAAAAGUGUCGUUUCUGACGAGGAUCUAUCACCACGCUGUCAGCACAAGCGGUGA